Molecule: messenger RNA, 1056 nt
Organism: Capsella rubella
Lineage: Eukaryota; Viridiplantae; Streptophyta; Magnoliopsida; Brassicales; Brassicaceae
Product: delta-9 desaturase-like 1 protein
Exons: 5
Coding region: 15-1031 (338 amino acids)
Biological process (GO): lipid metabolic process
Cellular component (GO): endoplasmic reticulum membrane
Molecular function (GO): oxidoreductase activity, acting on paired donors, with oxidation of a pair of donors resulting in the reduction of molecular oxygen to two molecules of water
Source: RefSeq, a predicted model, not a curated record
AACAUUCAACUAAAAUGACUAACAUCUUCCUGGCCUAUAUAAUCAAACCUUUGGUCAAUCAUAAGUCACAACUCAAAAGCUUUUCUACUGUUCAUACUUCCAAGAUAAUAAACUCUUUUCUCGAGUUUCCAAUGGGUGAUGCUGCUAAGUACGAUGGCUCUAGCCAAAGCAAACCACAGCGCAAGCAGAAAAGAGCUUAUAUAUUAAGGAAAUGGACACAGAUCGAUGUAGUGAGGGCUUCGGCUGUUGGAGCCGUGCAUCUGUUGUGUCUAGUUGCUCCAUUUAACUUCAAAUGGGAGGCAUUCUGGUUUGGUGCUGUUCUCAACCUUGUGACUAACCUUAGCAUUACACUCUCGUACCACAGGAAUUUGACUCACCGUAGCUUUAAGUUACCUAAAUGGCUUGAAUAUUCAUUCGCCUAUUCUGCUCUUUUCGCGAUUCAGGGACAUCCAAUAGAUUGGGUGAGCACACAUAGAUUCCAUCACCAGUUCACAGAUUCGGACCGCGAUCCACAUAGCCCUAUGGAAGGAUUCUGGUUCAGCCAUGUCUUGUGGAUAUUUGACUCUGAUUAUAUCAGAGAAAAGUGCGGAGGACGUAAUAACGUGAUGGACUUGAAGCAACAAUGGUUCUAUAGGUUUCUAAGAAGUACAAUUCUUCUCCACAUCAUAGCAUUUUGGACCCUCAUCUACUUAUGGGGUGGUCUACCUUACUUAACUUGGGGCGUGGGUGUUGGAGGAGUAAUCGCUUACCAUGCGACUUGGCUCGUAAACUCGGCAUGCCAUACUUGGGGUUCGCAAGCGUGGAACACCAAGGACACCUCUCGUAACGUUUGGUGGCUAGGGCUAUUGACUAUGGGAGAGAGCUGGCACAACAACCACCAUGCCUUUGAGGCGUCGGCUAGGCACGGACUAGAAUGGUAUCAGGUAGACAUAACUUGGUACGUCAUUCGGCUCCUCCAGGCUCUCGGUUUAGCCACUAAUGUCAAAUUGCCUACCGAUGCUCAGAAACGCAAGAUGGCUUUCUCUCAUUAAUGUCAGCUCUAAUUCUAUCUAUUUC